AUGGAGGGCAUCACUCUGGUCCUGCUCUACGUUGCCAUCCCCAGUCUCCUAUUCUCUGCCAUCCAACAAAUACUGUCAUGGAGGAAGAAGACGCUCGGGUCGGAGCCCAAGUUCCCCGGACCGAAGCAGUACCCCAUCGUUGGCCGCAUCCAUGACCUCCCUAGAUUCUCCAUGUGGCUGAAGUUCAAGGAGUGGGCGGACGAGCACGGCCCCAUCUACCAAACCCACGCCCUGAAUCAGACCUUUAUCGUCGUGUCGGACGAGAAGAUUGCCGAAGAGCUUCUGAUCAAGAGGGGCCAUAUCUACUCGGGCCGUCCACAGAUCAGGUCGCUCAUCAAGCACAAGGAUGGACCGGCAUACUCUGCUCUCAUGGACCGCCACGACAUAUGGAAGACGCAGCGCAAGUGGUCGCAUGCCGCCAUGGCCGAGGCAUAUAAGCACCACUUCUACGGCCACGCCGAGAAGGAGAUGAAGCGGUUUCUAGGCCUAAUUUUGCUAGAUCCGGCUCGCUUCCUGGAGUACACCCGAGAGUAUUGCGGACGCGUCAUGUCCAGGCUGGCCUGGGACGAUGCGACACAAGGCAAGGCCAAUGGCGACAGCGCCGACAAGACACUACACUGCAUGAGCGUGUCGGGGCCCAUCACCAACACCGUGACGCCGCUUUGGUACAUCCCUUCAUUCAUUAACCCGUGGUACAACUACGAGAUCCAGCGGGAGAAGGAGCAGCGCGCAUGGUGGGUCAACAACUACACGCUCGCCAAGUAUCGAAUGCAGCAGGGCGAACUGCCCAGCGACACGUGGGCUUACCGGUACUUUGAGCAGCUCCGCCGCGAAGGGAACGAGAGUCUGGAGCAGGAACAUGAACAAGAGGACUUUGCGAGCUGCAUGAUCGGCUUUCUGAAUCUGGUGGGCGUCGUCACCAUCAGCGGCCCGCUCAAGUUCUUCCUCAUGGCCAUGGCGCUGCACCCGGAGUGGCAGAAGAAGGCGCAGGACGAAAUCGACAGAGUUUGCGGCGACCGGAUGCCAACAAUGCAGGACUUUGCCGACCUACCAACGGUCCGCGCUUGCCUUAAGGAGACCGUCCGGUGGAGGUCUGGGGUUCCGCUCGGUGUCCCACAUCAAGCAGAGAGAGAUGACGAGUACAGGGGGGUCAAGAUCAAGAAAGGCACAAUCAUUCUUGCCUGCGAAUGGACUCUCAACCGCGUACCCACCAAGUAUCCCGAUGGCGACAACUUCCGCCCCGAGCGCUGGCUCGAAGCUGGCUGGCCGACCUAUCAGGAGCCUCUCACCCGGUAUCCCAACUUCCGCGAGGGCCAGGCCAUGCACACCUUUGGGUGGGGCCGGCGGACGUGUCUGGGCCAGAACAUUGUCGACGACGAGACGUUUGUGUUUGCCGCCGGCACGCUGUGGGCUUUCAACUCGGGCCCCAAAAUGUGCCCGCUCACUGGCAACCCCGUCCCAAUCGACACGCAGGCGACCAACAGCCACGUCAUCCUCGAGCCCAGCCCGUUCCAGCUCUCCUUCAAGCCCCGGAGCCCAGAGCGUGCGAAGCACAUCUUAGACGGAUAUCACUCAGUGCUCGCAGAGCUGAAGCUCUGA
Molecule: messenger RNA, 1599 nt
Organism: Lasiosphaeria miniovina
Lineage: Eukaryota; Fungi; Ascomycota; Sordariomycetes; Sordariales; Lasiosphaeriaceae
Product: cytochrome P450
Exons: 4
Coding region: 1-1599 (532 amino acids)
Molecular function (GO): heme binding; iron ion binding; monooxygenase activity
Source: RefSeq, a predicted model, not a curated record